Molecule: messenger RNA, 339 nt
Organism: Aspergillus nomiae NRRL 13137
Lineage: Eukaryota; Fungi; Ascomycota; Eurotiomycetes; Eurotiales; Aspergillaceae
Exons: 1
Coding region: 1-339 (112 amino acids)
Cellular component (GO): mitochondrion
Source: RefSeq, a predicted model, not a curated record
AUGACUUUGAAAGGGGCAUUGAUACGCAUGGUCGAGUAUUGGUCUCAUUUACCCGGUACAAAGGAGUUACACUGCCCUGUGCAAUUUACGGAGGCUGCAUUGGAGGGCUUCCAUGAUGAAGGGCUGUGGUUCAACCUGAACAAGGUGGUGAAUCAUCGGCGGGACCAAAUCGGUGGUGUAAAUGAAGAUGGUUGGAUCAGUAAUCAACGAUAUGACGAUGCAGUCGAGGAACUUGUUCGGCUCAAAGAGUCCCUUGUGGCAAGCGCAGAAGGAAGCCAGGAUGACAUUCGUCUACUGGAGAAAGGGUGGUUGUUUAGAGAUCGCAAGGAGAUUAACUGA